Messenger RNA from Triplophysa dalaica, 2149 nucleotides. RefSeq names its product B-box and SPRY domain containing (gene bspry). The record is from RefSeq and is a predicted model, not a curated record. The transcript has 7 exons. Bases 69 to 1493 code for a protein of 474 amino acids. Lineage: Eukaryota; Metazoa; Chordata; Actinopteri; Cypriniformes; Nemacheilidae. Gene Ontology annotation, molecular function: protein binding; zinc ion binding.
GCGAAAUGUUGCUCAUUGGUACCAAUGGAGUGAAAUCAUGAACCAACAUAUCUUCAUCCGUCGGUGUCAUGAGUGCCGAAAACAGACUUUGCGAACUUCAAACGGUGUCCUUGCAUGUCAGUGACCUGGAGUCUGACCCUCGACUGGACGACCCUCCGAAACAGGAAGAUCAGAGAAAUGUAUCUGAAACUGGUGGAUUGUUGUCAUACAGCAAUGGCACAGUGAACAAAGAAUCGGCGACAGAACCUGUGAAAAGACCUGUGGAGAGUGAUGUCAGCGAUGAAGAUUCUCUACCGGCUUCUGGAGAACUGAAACUGUGCUCAGAGCAUGGAAGCGCACUAGAGUUAUAUUGUAGUACAGAAGGGAAAUUGGCCUGCUCGAAAUGUGUUUCGGAUGGAUUUUGUCAGGGUCACAGCGUGACAAAACUGGUUACACGGGCAGCUGUAGUAAGGAAUCAACUGGUGGAUGUCUGUGAAAAGAUGCAGCUGCAAACUCUGCGGAUCGAACGAUUUAUUGAUCGUACACUUACAGCCCGAGAGAAAGCUGUACAGAUAGAUGCAAACAGCGCGAGAGAGCGUGUGCUGUCUCAGGUAAAUGCCAUACGUGAGGCUCUUGAGGAGGAGGAGCAGCGUCUCUUGGAGGCCAUACAGCGAGAAGAAGAGCGCGUGGAGCAGUGUCUCCUCACUCAGAGAGCACACUGGACACAGACUCUAGAGAAACUUGCACACACACGCACCAGUCUCGUGAACAAACUCACACACUCCACAGAUGCCAUGCUUGUGAGCGCUAACCAGGAAAUAUUUGACAGGGUUGAGGAUGCAGAAGGUGUUGGUGAACCCCGAGACACUGAGCAACUGAGUCUGAAUAGAGAAUGUAGCACCAGUAAACUCAUGCUGGGUUUAUGGGCCAGUGCCAUACUGCUUGCACCGUCAGGUCCGAGUUCAACAAAGCUACAGUUCGAAAUGAAAACAGUCAGCCCACUUCUAUCCCUCUCUGACGACCAUCGCACUUUAACUUUCCUGCACAAACGCACGCGUCAGUCACCCCCCUAUGACCCAGCACGCUUCGACAGCUGGCCCAAUGCUCUCUGCUCCCCUCCCAUGUCCUCUGGCACCCACAGCUGGGUACUCGACAUGGGCAAAAGCGCCGCCUUUAAAGUGGGCAUCUGCUAUGCUAGCAUGGAGCGCAAGGGGUCCGGAAAUUCUGCCCGGUUGGGCUACAACACAAAAUCAUGGGUGCUUUCACAUUAUGAUGGAGACCUAUCCUUCUGCCACGAUGGAUGUAAUGUGGGCAUAUCAGUGGUUAAGAAACUCAAGAGAGUGGGUCUGCUGCUGGACUUGCCCAGUCAGACCUUGCUCUUCUAUGAUCCUGAAUCUAUGUCUUUACUACAUGUAGUCAAACAUGCUUUCAGCGAGCCUCUGCUGGCUGCAUGCGCUGUGGCGGAUCAGAGUGUCUCUCUUGUCAAUCUGAAAACACUAGAAUGGACGGAAUGAACAUUUUGUAAUGCAAAUUAUAAUUUAAAAAAGGUUUCACAUCUUCUUUGCCAUUGAAGACUGAUAUAUCAGGUGUGAGAAUAACAAUCAUAUAUUUUAGUUCUAGAGAAGCAAAUUUGACUUAAAUGUACUCAUUUACAUUUAAAAGACUGACCGACUGACUGUUUUUAUAUUUUUUAAGUUAAAUACAUUUUCUGUUGAUGUAUAGUAGGCCUAUAUGUUUAAAUUAGUGAAAUGUUGACUGUGGUAUUUAUUACCUUUAUUUUAAAUAGUUUAAUGUAUAUGACAACCCACAUAUUUUGAUAUUUUAAGACAAUUAAAAAGGCUUAAAGUGCUUAAGGUAAAAAGUGUUUCCCAAGUACAAAUGUUGGACUGAAAAUGCUGGCCAGUUUCAGGGUGUGAUCACCUCUCUUUUCUCUAAAACAAAACCUAAUUCCAUUUUAUUCUCAUUUACGAUGUAAAUCUAAAUACAGAAACAAAUAUAUAAACACAUAAUCAUUCAUAUAUUUGUGUUCACUAUUUGUAAACAUCUGCCAGGUGCAAGUAAAUAUGAAUAAGGUUUUGACUUGAACGUUAACUUAUCGUAGUAGUUUUUGUUAUUGAUUUAAAGUGUUGUGUCAUAAUAAAAAAAGACAAUAAAAAGUCAAGCAACACAA